Messenger RNA from Acanthochromis polyacanthus (spiny chromis), 9289 nucleotides. RefSeq names its product latent transforming growth factor beta binding protein 1 (gene ltbp1). The transcript has 30 exons. Lineage: Eukaryota; Metazoa; Chordata; Actinopteri; Pomacentridae. Gene Ontology annotation, molecular function: calcium ion binding. Bases 310 to 4812 code for a protein of 1500 amino acids. The record is from RefSeq and is a predicted model, not a curated record.
GCUGCUGACUGAGAGCCAGUCAGACUGCAGCAGCCGGAGAGGCUCAGCGACAGACAGACGGACAGUUGACUGCACCAGAGCAACAUUCCUACAUUACAUGCCCUGUUUUAUUUAAACUUUCACAACGACUUUCUGGGCCACCGUUAGCUUGUUCGGUGCUUUGGCACGCCGGGUUGGAGGCUGCUACAGGAAUAUGUUCAGGAACACACAAGUUUUUCUCACUCUUUAAGAACUGAGAAGAGUUUUUACACAACUUGGACAUUUUUCUAACUCCAGCAAACUUUUCUUUACUUUGUCGUCGGCGUGGACAUGGCUUGGAGUACAUUUGGCCUCUUGCUUUUCCUCGGUCUGGUUCUCUCUCCGGUCCGUGUGUCAGCAGAGCGGCAGCAGACUCAGAGCGGCUUCAGGAGGCUGUAUGUGCUGCAGCCCGGGCCGGGGCCGGGGUCGGCCCGAGCGGACGGUGCAGUUCGAGUCAGCUCCAUCUCGACGCGGCAUGGCCCGGACAGGCAGCCGCACACAUACAACGUAGAGCUCACCGCAAACUUCGGAGGGCCGGUCCGGACCCGCAGGAUGGGGAACCAAGCGGCCACAGUCCCGCAGCAGCAAGCGGCCGUGAGGCAGAGCGAGCAGGAGCAGCUCAUGAAGCUGUCCGGGGUGAAUGUCUGUGGAGGGCAGUGCUGUCAUGGAUGGAGUAAAGCUCAGGGAUCACAGCGGUGCACAAAGCCCAACUGUAUCCCUCAGUGCCUGAAUGGAGGAAUGUGCCUCAGGCCUCAACUCUGCGUCUGCAAACCUGGCUCAAAGGGGAAGGCAUGCGAACAGAAGACAGUGCCCACACACCCCUAUCCGGCAGUGCCUGGGAAUGGACCAACCAACGGGCAUAACCCAGGUCACACAAAUGGUCACACUACUGGUCACACUAAUGGACACAAUGUGGUUCCCCAGCGGCCCAUUCCUCAGCAAGUGUCUCCCAAUGGUUAUGGCUCUGUACCCUCUUCAGCAACCAACAUGGCCCAGAUGAAAGUAACUGUCAAGGCAGCACCACAGUUUGUGCGACCCCAUUACAUUCAACAGCACAUCACACAACAGAUCCGGCCCAUUCCCAUACACCCAGGUCAGAACCAGCAGUAUGUUUUAAAGCCCAAAUACUACCACACACACUCCACGCACACACAGACGCACGUCCAGCCUGAGAGGCCGAUCCCCCUAACAGUCGGACACAAUCCCAUCAAUGUGGGCAACCAUACAGGAAGGAUAAAGGUGGUCUUCACACCCACCAUCUGCAAACUGACCUGUAUAGGGGGCCGAUGCCACAACAACUGUGAGCUGGGAAACACUACCACCAUCAUCAGUGAAAACGGCCAUGCCACAGACACCCUGACAGCACCCAACUUCAGAGUAGUGGUGUGUCACCUGCCUUGUAUGAAUGGUGGCAAGUGCAGCACCAGGGACAAGUGCCAGUGCCCUCCAAACUUUACAGGAAAGUUCUGCCAGAUGCCAGUCCAGAACGGACACCAGCAGGCAUCAGGAGGCUUCAGCCAAACUCAGGUCCACUCCACACACACUCUGCCUCUGACGUACAGCAACGGCCAAACUCCCGUGUUCAGCCCGAGCAUAGUCAACAUCCACAUCAAACACCCUCCAGAGGCCUCUGUUCAGGUGCACCAGGUGUCUCAGCUGGACAAUUACCACAACAACGGGCACCAGCCAAAAGGCUCCCAGGCGGGCUCCUCUUCGUCCACCAGCUAUAGCUACCAUCACACUGAGAGCAGCCAGCAUCACGGCUACAACAUCGUCUAUCCUAGCCAGCAUGGCUACCAGGGUCCUCAGUACCAGCCCGUCACCUCAAAGAACACGCUGGGUCGCUGCUUUCAGGAGACGGCAGGCAGUCAGUGUGGGAAGGCUCUACCAGGUCUCACUAAGCAGGAGCAGUGCUGUGGGACCAUUGGGACCUCCUGGGGGUUCCACAAAUGCCAGAAGUGUCCAAAGAAACCAUCUAUCCCCCUGAUAGAUUGUCCCCAUGGCUACAAGAGAAUCAACAGUUCUCAUUGCCAAGAUUUGGAUGAAUGCCAGUUGCAGGGCGCGUGUCCUAAUGGAAACUGUCUGAACACUGUGGGCAGUUACAGGUGCAUGUGUAAACCUGGCUAUGUACCUGACCCCACGCUCACCAAAUGCAUAUCCAACACGCCUGCCGUCCAAGAGGAGAAGGGGGCUUGCUUCCGUUUGGUCAGCUCAGGGAGGCAGUGUUUGCACCCAGUGUCUGCCCAGCUGAGCAAACAGCUCUGCUGCUGCAGUGUGGGCAAAGCCUGGGGCCCUCGUUGUGACAAAUGCCCCCCUCCAGGAACAGCUAAAUUCAAAGAAAUUUGUCCUGGUGGAAUGGGAUACACUGUUCUGCCAAAUCCUCCGGUACAAAAGCCAGUGACUGUUUACCAGGAGCCCACUCACCUGUUACCCCCACAACCUCUGCCGACCCCAGAGAGACCGGUGGAGGCUUUUGGAGAGCCAGAACAUACUAUUCCAGUAGCAACAACUGCACCAGAUCAGGAGCUGACAGUGCCUGUGGUUAGCAAUAGGCCAGUAGUUGAACCUAUCCUGCCCCAGCUAUCUCCAGGUGUGUCCACUGUCAAGAUGGAGGCUGCCUACCCAGAGGUUGUUGAGAGGACCUCUCCUCCUGCGCCAGUGGAGAUCCUCCCAUCCAACGCCGGCCAGGACAUCGCUCCCACCCAGUCAGCUGAGGUGGAUGAGUGCCAGAUCAACCCUUAUAUUUGUGGCCAGGGGAUUUGCUACAACACCGCUGAGAGCUACACCUGCCACUGUGAUGAGGGAUACCGCCUGGAUGACACCCAAACCACCUGUGUAGAUAUUGAUGAAUGUGAAAGCAGGACAGUGUGUCCUUCUGGUAUCUGCUUCAACAUACCAGGGAGUUACAACUGUGGCUCCUGUCCUGACGGCUUUAUAGGACAAGGAGGCCAGUGUGAAGAUAUAGAUGAGUGCCAGGAUCAGCAAGUGUGCACCAGAGGCCACUGCCAGAACACUGAAGGCUCCUUCAUCUGUCAUUGUGGGCCAGGCUUCAGAGCGUCAUCAACUGGAGAUGAAUGUGACGAUGUGGAUGAAUGUGUAGAGGAAGCCAGACCAUGUCAGCCUGUAGGGGAGUGUGCCAACAACAUGGGCUCCUACACCUGUACCUGCCCCCAGGGGUACCGACAGAUCAACGGCGUCAGCUGCAGAGAUGUUGAUGAGUGCAUGGAGGAAGCAGAGCUCUGUUCCCCCCACGGCAAGUGCCACAACACUGACGGAUCCUAUCAGUGUGUGUGUGACAGUGGAUUCACUGUCAACCUCGACACGCCCUCCUGUGAAGAUAUUGAUGAGUGCGGCCUCAAUGAGACACUGUGUGGCCCUCAUGGCUUCUGUGAGAACAGACUGGGUUCGUUCCAAUGCCUCUGUGACCAGGGCUACCAGGAGUCCCAGGAUGGCCAGAGCUGUGUGGAUGUGAAUGAGUGUGAGCUGCUCAGCAGUGUGUGUGGAGAGGCCCAGUGCAUGAACGUGGAUGGUUCCUUCUUCUGCGUGUGUCCCAGCGGUCAAGAAUACAACGUCAUGAAUGCCAAGUGUGAGCCCGUUCCCACAGCAUCAUCAGUGGAGCGGAAAGAGUGCUACUACCAUCUGAACGAUGAGAACCUGUGUGAGAGUGUGCUGACCAGCCAUGUCACACUGCAGGAGUGUUGCUGCACUCUGGGAGCUGGCUGGGGGGACAACUGUGAGGUGCAUCCUUGCCCUGUCAAUGGUACAGAUCAGUUUAACGAGAUGUGUCCAUCUGGAAGAGGUUUUAUUCCCAGUGGAGACUUGCUAUAUGGAGUACCUACACCUGACAGCUACAAAGAUGCUGAUGAAUGUACACUGUUUGGUCAGGAAGUGUGUAAAGGAGGCUUCUGUCUGAAUACUGAGGGAGGCUACGAGUGUUACUGCAAGACUGGACAGGACUAUGACCCUGCAAAACUGGAAUGCAAAGGUCAAGACAUAGAUGAGUGUCUAGAUGAGUCAGUGUGUGUUGGUGGUCAGUGUCUCAACACGGAUGGCUCAUACAUGUGUUUCUGUACACAUCCCAUGGUGUUGGACCCCAGCAGUAACCGCUGUGUCUUCAUUCCUGAUGUGGCCGAGCAACAUGAGACCAAGCAGAUCGAAUAUCUGGGUAUCUGCUGGCAGACGUUGACAGAAAAUAUGAUGUGCGUCCGACCGCUGGGCAACAACAGGAAGACCACCUACACAGAGUGCUGCUGCCUGUAUGGAGAGGCCUGGGGCAUGGACUGUGCCCUGUGUCCCAACAGGAACACCGAUGACUAUGCGUCCAUGUGUAACCUUCCCAUGGGUGGCGGGCGCCGGCCGUACGGUCAUGAUGCACUAGUUGCCAGUCCGGUUCACGAAUAUGAAGUGAGUCCAGACUAUUCACCAUCACCUGAGCAGCAGCCGGCCCUACCCUUUUAUGAAAACGAAGAACAUCCAUACAAGGCAUUCGAGGGUUUGAGAGCAGAGGAGUGUGGGAUACUGAACGGCUGUGAGAACGGCCGGUGUGUCCGGGUUCAGGAGGGUUACACCUGUGACUGCUUUGAUGGAUACACCCUUGAUCUGUCCCGCAUGGCCUGCAUUGAUGUGAACGAGUGUUCAGAACUGAACAACCGGAUGUCGUUGUGUAGAAAUGCAAAGUGCAUCAACACAGUGGGCUCCUAUCAGUGUGUGUGUCUGCCAGGCUUCAAGGCCUCAGACAAGCCCAACUACUGUGUGGAGGCAGAAACACAGCAGACAUCCACACGCACACAGUGAGCAUGGACGGACACUGGGGGGCGACAAGAGACACCAAAACCACACGCACAAGCCUGUAUUACUAUACUUGUGAGGACGUCCACUGACUGCACUUGGUCACUGCCCGAUCCUCAGCAGCAGCCCUAAAGCUGGACUCCCUGCUGCGGUUCUAGUAUCCAGUAGCACUCACAAACCCAUCAGCUGACCAUCAGCAGUGAUCCAGAAGUCAGGGAGGAUACCAUUUUUGCCCAAAAUUUAAAUAUAACCUCCACAAGCUUAACCAUGACAUGAAUAUUAACCUAAUCUUGAUUGUAAUGUUACUCCUUAAUUUAAAAAUUGUCCAAAUUCUUAACUGUUCUGUCAUUUUCACUCAUUUCUGCUUGACAUCAGCAUGGAUUGUUUACAGCACUCUGAUAAUCCUUUCUUCAUCCAAGAGCUUCUCCAAAGUGAAUAUUUUAAUAUAAAGCUUUCCUAAAUUUUAUAAAUAAGAACUAUAAAUGUUGGGUUAAUAUUGUAGUAAAAAUAAAAUGAUAGUUUUUUUAAAUGAGUUUUGUACCAACGCUGUUACUUUCUGAAAAUGUCAAAUUGAUCCUUUAGCUAGAACGGAUCAUAACUGGCACUAAAAAGGAUCCUAAUUGUUUAUUGAAAAAUGAGUUUGAGAAACAAAAUGUAAAAAUAUGAGGAGAAGACUAAAGAAAGUCUUGUUUUUCUUGGUUCAUCUUGGAGGAACAUUUACUCUUCCUGCGUCGUGUUGAGCUGACUUUUAGCACUUACUGAAUAUUAGUGAUACUAUCAAGUUUGUUGUUUGAACCUUCUUUGAAUUAUAAGCACCACUGCAGUAUUGUUGAAAGGACUCCUCAUUAUUGUAUUUCUGUUCAAUCUGUGCUCCGAUCUCAUAAACCGUAGCGUUGCAUUUUGGGAAUAUCAUUAAUGCAUUUGAAGAACUCCAACAUGGCAUUUAUAUAACACAUGGUAAUUGCUUUCUGGCCAAAAAGAUUUUCUAGUGUCCUUGUGCACAUAAGAUCCCCCUUUCCUGGCCGUAGGAUGGUUUAACAGCCCAGUUGAUUUCAAAGGAAACAUUUUAAAGAAUGUGAUUAGAUCUUUCCUGCAAAUGUGUUUUACAGAUGUGUCUGUUGUGACUCUAUGGUUCAUACAAACUUUCCACUUUUAUUGUAGAGAUUUGGGGAAAUGAGCGCAAAAAUAAUGUGUAUCGGGGUAAAAAUCGUGAGCUACCUGCAGUGUCCCAAAACCUGAUUUCUGCAUGAAUCCUCUUAAAUAUUUGCCACCUGGAACAGCUUUCCUGCUCGCUGCUUUAGGGAUCUCCAGUUGAGGUAACUUGAUAGCUGACCUACUCACUGGCACGUGUGGAUGAAUGGAUGCAGCACUUUUUAUUUGUGUUUCCACAGCGGGACUUUUGCCCCAGAAGAUAAAGAAAUGUGUGUGACAAUUCUGUGGAAAAUACAUACUUGACCAAUCAGUGACAUUCAGCACUACUGUAAACCCCGUCACCGUCGCAGCUGUCAUGUCCUACAUCACAAAUGAAACAGAUUCCUCACUGCCGGGGAAAGUUCCUGCAGUGGAAACACAAAAUAGUGUAGUAGAUAAUGAGCAAGGAGAUGUUAACACACAUCCAGUGAGUCUGCAAUCAAAUACAUCGAUGGUGCUAUAUGCUACAAUGUUCUUACACUUCAUCCUGAGAGGGGGUUUAAUGUUUGAUUGGGAAAACCACUCAAAAAGUGAGAACCUUGUAGUGGUGCUACAGGACAAGGUACGGGAUCACUAGCACUAGCUUUGCUGGCUGUACCUCAUUUGAAUCAUGCUAUAGGGGGGGGAAUGAUCUGGCUUGUUUAUAUUUAGAAAAAUCAAAUGGCCGUGGGCAGGGCUGGGCAGAAGAGUGACAGGGUGGAACAUUUACCAGCAAGGAGGCAUGUACUGUCAUUAAAAUGGCUAAUUCACUGACAAAAACAAGCAGACCUGCUUCACUGCAUGAUCCAAAAUCUUAAUUUGUUCUUUGUAUAGACUGCUGCUUUGGCGUUGCUUUUGUUUUUUGAAUUGUAGGGGAUCUGAAAAUUGUAGCAUCCAGAGAGCAGAAGUGGAAGAGAAAGCCAUGUGACAUGAGCAGAGGAAAUGUCAGGCUUGUACCCAAAGUCUACACUCUGUGAAUCAGAGGGAUCACCAAAGUCAGCACACUGCAAAAGCUCAAAAUCUUACCAAGUCUAUUUCUUUUAUUUUUAGUCCAAAUGUCUCAUCCCACUUGAUUUAAGAUAAAUUCAUUGAACAAGUGACAUUUCAGCAGAUGGAGGGGCUUGUUUUAAGACAUUGCAUUUUGAGUUUCUUGUUAAGUCGAACAAUCUUGAAAUGAUCUUGUUUUGAGUUGUAUUUUACAAGAAAACUCAAAAUAAGUUUAACCCUCCUGUCAUCCUGCAGGUCAAAUUAACCCGUUUUAAAGUUUGAAAAUGUGGGGGGAAAUAUAUAGAUAUUUUCACUAUGAAACUUUUGAUGUCCACAUUUUCAACAUUUUUGGGAAAUCUUUCAACGUUUUUUGGUGGGGAAAAAAAAGAAAUGUUAGAAAUGUUUCUUUAAGAACAUUUACAUAAAAAUCAACCAAAAUCCAACAAAUUGACUUUUUUGUGAAUGUUAAGAAAAUAUCAGAACUUUUAAGGGAAAUUUUUACGGUAUUAUUGGAAUUUUCUUCCUAAAGGUUUUUGCAAAUUUUCACAAAUUUGGGGGAUGUUUUGCAGAUUUUUGGGGAUUUUUUUUCAGACAAGGAAACAAUAUUUUUUUGUUGCCCGUAAAUGAGGACAACAGGAGAGUUAAUACAUCUUAAAUUAGGAGGUUACAUGAAAGCAAAAAUCAAUUUUUGAGUGAAAAACAUUUUUUUUAAAUUUUGGCUUAUUUUAAGACACCUAAGCUUGACAAUCCUAGUAAAACAUAGCUUAAAAUAAGUUUUCCCAGCUAAUUUUAGGAUCUCAAUAUUCUUAAUAUAAUAUCUUAUUUCAAGAAAUCUUACCAAGCCAUUUUUCACUUCUUCUAUUGGAAGAUUGUUUCACUUAUUCACGGUAAACGUUCCUUGAAAUAAGUUUUUUUUUCUUGUUUUGAGAGGGGCUUUUUUUUUUUCCUGUGUCGGAUCAUAAUCUGGAGAAAUCUUUGAAUUUUUUUUUUAGUAAUUUAUUCUAUAGCUAAAAUAUUUCCAAAGCAAACUGGACCAAAGUAAUGGGCUGACCAGCCAAUACUUCCAUCAUUAGAGCAGCGCUGCUAGCAUAGCUAACACAUUUAGGUAUCACUGCCUUAAUGAAUCCUUAGUGAAUUUAUAGCGACAUAUUUAUUAUGCUAUCUGAGUUAUUAAUCUAUCAUUUCUCUUUGUAUAAGAUGUAUUGUCAAAAUGAAUAAUCCUGUUUGAAAUCUCUCAUUUGAUGGGGAUCCAGCUGAGUCAGUACUGAGUUACUAACACUGAGGGGUUGAUUAAUGCUGAGUUGAGCCCCAACAGCUCUGACAACCUGAGAGAAGUGCAGAUCAGUCGGCAUGUCUUCAGUAAAAUGUUUUUGAUCCCUGAGAGGACACUCGGUCCUUAAAAGUAUAGAAAUACAGAACUUACAGACACAAAAACACACAUACACACGCACAAACUCACACACGUACUUAAUCAAAGCCCAUAUAUUCUGCACUGUAUAAGAUACACACUAAAUGAAACAAACAUUAAUUUACUUGAGAUGAAGAUUCACCUUAAUCUAUGUGGUGCCUAUGUGGGGGAUAGAAACACAAUUGUAUAAAAUGUAUGUUUUGUUUGUUGCUUUUCUAAGUUUCUUUGUCAUUAUGUUUUCAAGUGGAGUUUUAUUUGUGUCAUAAGAGGCCUUUUUUUUGUUUUGUUUUUGCUCAUUUAACAAAUUGACAAACCCUAUGGACUCGUGCUGGGGGAUCCAGUUGUAUUUUGAACCCAGUCAAACUGAUUGUGGAUAUUUAAUUCUGUGAAGAGGCCAGCUGUCUGCUCCCUCACCUCCUCCAUCGCCAUCCCUCCGUCGUUUCUACGCCACAUCGUCACCAUAUCGUGUGAUAUGCACGUUUCAUUUCAUUCAAGAAAAAUGCUAAUAGUGAGUCUUCAGGAUAAGCUUAGAUGGGGUUUUGUCUUUGUUUUGUCAAUCAGAGAACUACUUGAGUGGAACACAAGACGAAGCCAAGCUUUAUGUUUCUGUUAAAGAGCUAAAAGACUGUUUGUUACCUGGUAUUCCUCCCCUCCAUGCUUUGAAGGGACUGAAAUGAAUUGUUUUAUUUUUCCUACUUCUCUUAUCUGUGUUUCACUGCAAAGUCUUGCCAGGUUGCAAAGCUGCUAUGGGACAGCGAUGGGAGAGAAGAACCUUGUGUACAUUUAAACAACGGAGUGGAGAAAACAGCUGAUGUAUUUGUAAUUUGUACAUGAAUAAAUAGCUUUUUCUAUGAAUUCAUAUCACAAUGUACAUUAAACCCCUUGGUAAUAAACCACAGAUUGUGAUAUUUAACUUCA